AUCAUUAACAUUUAAACAUCAUUUCCGAUAUAGAAAGGAAAAAAAUAUGAACACAAAUAAUAGUAAUGACUUAAUGGACCAAAACUUACGGCAAGUGUUCAACUAUUGGGACACCGAUCGGUCGGGAUAUCUAUGUCGGGAUGAGUUACGGGAAUUAUGCGCCCGAUUUAACAUCAAACCGGACGACUCGGACGGCAUAUUUGACGACUUGGACCGGGACAGUGACGGGAGGAUCAGUUUUGAUGACUUUCGCACCGGUUUUGAUGACUAUGAAAAGGGUCUCAUUAUAACAGAUGAUAUCAAUCAUAACGAUAAUAAUAAUAAUAGUAAUAAUACGUCUGAAUGUUACGGAAACUUAAAGAAAGCGUUGGAAACGGAAGAUAUUACUGAAAAAUUUGCCGAAAAUGUUUACAAACCUAAAAAGAUGUUCAUUCAAAAUGAUUGUAAUACAUCAACUGGAUUUUCUGAACAUUACAUAUCUGAGCCACAAUCGGAUCAACAAAAUGAUCAGUCAGUCAUUGAGAAACUACUGGAAAGUGUACGCGAAUUACAAGAAGAAAAUAAACGUUUGGCCAACUCUUGGAUAAGAGAAAAGAAAGAACACGAAAAACAUUUGUUUCAAUUGGAACAGGAGGUCGACUAUCAGGUGAAGGAAGCAGAGAACAGGGUUCAGGAAAAGGCCAAAAAAGAGGUCGAAGCGGAAAAAAAGUCAAUGAGAGACCUAAUGAAGGGUGAGAUGGAAGAGCUUCAGUCUCACCUAAAUAUGUUUGAAAAGGUGGAAACGUGGCUCAAGACUAACCACCAGAAUCUGGCCGAAGAUCAGGUCAACGAAAUCCGAGCCAAAUUGGAUGAGUCGAUGCAAGACUCGAGACAAUUGAAGCUUUCAUUGGUAGACACACAGACAUCGGUGGCUUUAAUGAGGACAGAGUUGGCUCAGUUGCGUCUACAGUAUGACCACAAGUGUCGCGAGUUGACCACUCAAAUGAGUCGAUUCUCUGAGCAACAGUCUGAACAACAGCACCUCCAGCAACAGCUAAUGAUAUUGCAGGAGGCCAACAAACGACUGAAUGAUACCAACGAUGCACUCCGUAAUGUAUUGGACACUACAUCUCUUCAUUCAAUGCCGUCAUCGCCUGAACCUGUGAGAGGUUGUCAUAGCGUGUUGUCUCAUCAUAAAAGAGGAUCAGUUAUUGGUGACUAUAUUAAUAAUGAUGGACAGCAUAACAAAGAUAGACAUGUGUUUAGCAGGUUAUCGGAAACUGAAGUUGACUUCGAGUCAGUCUCUAUGGUUAGUGCCACAGACAGAGAUGCUAUAUCUUACCGUUCAUUUGCUUCCUGUCCGCCCAUAAGUGCCAUAAAACAUAUUGUUUCGCCCGACGAUAUGGAUAGUGGAUUGUCAUCAAUGAUGAACCGAUCUCAUCGAUCAUCGCCAUUACUAAUGUCGUAUUAUAAAAGAUCUGAUUCUUCAAAAAACGAUACAACUGUGCCAUUAAAUACUACUAAUACUACUACAGCUACUAAUAUUACCAGUCAUUCAAUUAGCAAUAUGAUCAGCGAACCUACCGGUCCUCCCGAACGCACUUACAAAGUCAUAUUCAUUGGCGACGCCAGUGUAGGAAAGUCGACAUACAUUCUUCGGCUAUCGAAAGGCUAUUUUGCCGCUCAGUUGUCCACUACGCUGGGCGUUGACUUCCAGGUGCGCACCUUCAGCUUCGACGGCCGCAAUGUGGCGCUCCAGUUGUGGGACACGGCUGGUCAGGAACGGUAUCGAAGUAUUACGAGAAACUAUUUUCGCAAAGCAGACGGUAUUAUGUUGUUAUACGACGUGACCAAUGAACAGACUUUUCUGAAUGUCAGGGAUUGGAUCUACUCUAUUGAGGAAGUGACCGCCAAAGGAGUUCCGGUGAUGAUUGUGGGCAACAAAGUUGACUUAAGGCCUACACUUCAGGCACAGGAUAUGAAAUACGUGAAGGCAGAGGACGGAUAUAAAAUGGCACAACAAUUUGGACUCAUGUUUGUCGAGACCAGUUGUAAGGACGGUAUGAAUAUUAUGUCAUCCAUUGCACAGUUGACUCAAAUUAUGACCCAAAAUGAGGAUAAUCUCAUACAAAGCGCACUAACCCUUUCAUCGGAUGGCAAACCAAAACGGUUUGGUUGUUGUAGUAAAUGA
Molecule: messenger RNA, 2170 nt
Organism: Oppia nitens
Lineage: Eukaryota; Metazoa; Arthropoda; Arachnida; Sarcoptiformes; Oppiidae
Product: ras and EF-hand domain-containing protein homolog
Exons: 8
Coding region: 47-2170 (707 amino acids)
Molecular function (GO): GTP binding; GTPase activity; calcium ion binding
Source: RefSeq, a predicted model, not a curated record